CCGAUAAUAAUUUCAGUCAAUCAUGAAGAAUCAAUUAGUACGGUCACUUUCUGUAUUUACAGUUAUACUGUCCCUAGGUGAGUCAAAAAAGUAUCUCCUGGAAACAGAUGGUCAGCCUGAAGGAGGUGCAGAUGGAGAUGACUACACAUUUAUAUCUCCUGAGUGGAUGGAAGAAGUCCCUUGUGAAGAGCGUAGAGGUGAAGCCAUGUGUCCUGAGGCUAUGGUUUGCGAGAUACAGAAAUGCAAACAGAAACCAUAUGAACCCGAACCAUGGGAUACCAAAGUUCCUUGUAAAGAACGUGUUGGCAACCUCACAUGUCCUGAAUUUGCAAAAAUUUGCAAAUAAGGUUAUUGUCUGAAUGAAAAUGAGGAUCCCUGGAUGGUCAGAGAUAUUCCAUGUGCUGAGAGGACAGAGGAAUUUGCAUGUCCAGAACAUUAUAGUUGUAAAAUUGACAACUGUGAACCAAAUGAUUAUGUGGCUUCAGGUCUGCCUAAAAAAUAUCUUGUGGAAACUGAAGAUGAGGUUGA
Messenger RNA from Eurytemora carolleeae, 528 nucleotides. RefSeq lists its product as uncharacterized. The transcript has 10 exons. NCBI's taxonomy places the organism in Eukaryota, Metazoa, Arthropoda, Copepoda, Calanoida, Temoridae. The record is from RefSeq and is a predicted model, not a curated record. Bases 23 to 346 code for a protein of 107 amino acids.